AUGGGUGCAAAAACUCAUAAUUCUAGAGGGAAAAUAUUCAUGAUCUAUCUAAUACUAAUCUCAUUAUCACUUUUUGGUUUGAUCUUACCUUUUAAACCUCUUUUAAAGAUCACUUCUCCAUCUUCAACGUUACGGAUUAAUCUCCCUUCUCCUCAAGUAAGCCAAAACCCGAAAUGGCUCCGACUCGUCCGUGACUAUCUACCGGGAAAGAAGAUCCAAGUCGGCUUCCUUAACCUCGAAGAGAAAGAGCGUGAGAGCUACGAGGCUCGUGGACCGUCGAUACUAAAGAACGUCCACGUGUCGCUAGAUCCUUUACCGGAGAAUGUUACUUGGAAGAGUCUUUACCCGGAGUGGAUCAAUGAAGAAGUUUCAAACUGUCCGGAGAUACCUCUCCCUAAGCUACAAGGUUCUGAUGUUGACGUGGACGUUAUUGUUGCUAGAGUUCCAUGUGAUGGAUGGUCGGAGAAUAAAGGGGUUAGAGAUGUUUUCAGGCUUCAGGUUAACUUGGCCGUGGCGAAUCUAGCCGUUCAGAGUGGUAUGGCCAUGGGAAGGGUUGAUGCAACGGUGUACGUUGUGUUCAUUGGCUCAUGUGGACCUAUGCAUGAGAUCUUUAAGUGCGAUGAACGAGUUAGGCGGGUUGAUGAUUACUGGGUGUAUAAGCCUUAUAUCCCAAGGUUGAAGCAGAAGCUUCUCAUGCCUGUUGGUUCAUGUCGCAUUGCUCCACCAUUUGCUCAAUUUGGGCAAGAAGCAUGGAGACCAAAAACUGAUGUCAAACUUGCAUCCGAGGCAUCCAUAGCCUUACCUCGUCGCUUACGAGUGGCCUACGUGACAGUACUACACUCUUCAGAAGCCUAUGUUUGUGGAGCAAUAGCCUUAGCGCAAAGUAUAAGACAAUCAGGAUCUCAUAAGGACAUGAUUCUCCUCCAUGACCACACUAUAACCAACAGGUCUCUUAUCGGUCUAAGCGCUGCGGGAUGGAAUCUCCGGCUGAUCGAUAGAAUCCGCAGCCCUUUUUCGAAAAAGGACUCUUACAAUGAGUGGAACUAUAGCAAAUUACGUGUGUGGCAAGUAACUGACUAUGAUAAACUUGUGUUCAUAGACGCAGAUUUCAUCAUCCUCAAGAAACUUGAUCAUCUCUUUUACUAUCCACAACUCUCAGCUUCAGGCAAUGACAAAGUCUUGUUCAACUCAGGAAUCAUGGUUCUUGAGCCAUCAGAAUGUAUGUUUAAAGAUCUAAUGGAGAAAUCGUUCAAGAUUGAGUCAUACAAUGGAGGAGACCAAGGAUUCCUCAAUGAGAUAUUUGUAUGGUGGCACAGGCUACCAAAACGUGUGAACACAAUGAAGUACUUUGAUGAGAAAAGCCAAAGAACACAUGAUCUUCCAGAGAAUCUUGAAGGUGUGCAUUACUUGGGAUUGAAGCCAUGGGUAUGUUAUAGAGACUAUGAUUGCAAUUGGGACAUGAGCGCGAGGCGCGUGUUUGCAAGCGAUUCGGUGCACGAGAAAUGGUGGAAAGUGUAUGACAAGAUGUCAGAUCAGUUGAAGGGUUAUUGUGGUUUGAAUAAGAAUAUGGAGAAGAGGAUUGAGAAGUGGAGAAGAAUUGCUGAGAAUAGUAGUUUGCCUGAUAGGCAUUGGGAGAUUGAAGUGAGAGAUCCUAGGAAGAAGAACCUUCUUGUUCAAUGAGAAGGUUUUAGCUUUUGUUGAUUUUUUUGAUUCUUAAGAAAGGGUUUUGCUUUAGUAUUUUUUAAAGAUUUCUAGGGGGAAUUUAUGGUACGACAAUGUACAAUGUAAUCUUACUUUCAGGGAUGAUAUGUGAAUGUGAAAGACAGCAAAUGAUCCUUUGAAUUUCACAUUAUUAUUUUUCUAAUAUAGUCUUUCAAUGAUGUUUAAAUUAAUUAUUGAAAUCUCUAUGUUAUUGAUUUCAAGAUUCUUUAAGAA
Molecule: messenger RNA, 1935 nt
Organism: Capsella rubella
Lineage: Eukaryota; Viridiplantae; Streptophyta; Magnoliopsida; Brassicales; Brassicaceae
Product: putative UDP-glucuronate:xylan alpha-glucuronosyltransferase 4
Exons: 3
Coding region: 1-1680 (559 amino acids)
Biological process (GO): xylan biosynthetic process
Molecular function (GO): glycosyltransferase activity
Source: RefSeq, a predicted model, not a curated record